This is a messenger RNA of Asparagus officinalis (garden asparagus), 1128 nucleotides long. RefSeq lists its product as uncharacterized. The transcript is spliced from 2 exons. Lineage: Eukaryota; Viridiplantae; Streptophyta; Magnoliopsida; Asparagales; Asparagaceae. The coding region runs from base 50 to 535 and encodes 161 amino acids. The record is from RefSeq and is a predicted model, not a curated record.
GAGAUACACCCUUGCAGGGAGGAAUCUGGAGGGUUAUCUGACAGGAGAGAUGACAGAGCCGGCAGAGGACUCGGAGGGAAGAGAUGAGUGGAAGGCCACUCAUAUGUUGGUAUACAUCUGGCUCCUUAACUCGUUGGUCCCAACGAUCGCUGCCACGGUAGAUGGCAUUGAGAAGGUGAAGGACGUCUGGGAGAAGUUGAGGACAUAUGAUGGAGUGGGGAAUAACCUGAGGGUAUUCCAGAUUAAAGGAGAGAUCGACGCCACAGUCCAGGGAGAGAGGACUGUACAGAAAUAUGCUACAGAGUUGGAGCGCCUGUGGCUGGAUUAUGAUCACUUUUCCCCCCGGGCUAGCUGCAAGGACCCGGGAUGUAAAGAGCGGGAGGUCUUUCUACAGGAGAGGACUAUGGUGUUUCUCAAGGGAUUGACAUCAGAGUUCACUCAGCGAAUCGCAUUGCUGCUAGCUCAGCCGAAGAUUCUCACGCUGGAGGAGGCUGUCUCUGCUAUGAUCCAGGAGGAGACUCGCAUUCGGCUGUAGGCGGGGACAGGUGGACUUCCUGUGGUGAAGUCAGCACUGGCAGCCUCAAGCAGCACUGGAUCUAGGGGAGAGACUCGACAGUGCUACAACUGCGGUGCGGUGGGUCAUCUAAGGCAUGCUUGCACCAAGCCACCCAAGGAAGGAGAUCCGGGUGGACGUGGACAGUUCGGAGCUCGUGGUCGUGGCCGUGGGGGUCGACGAGGUGGAAGAGGAGCAGGGAAUCGGGCGAAUCUGACGGUAGCAGAGGAAGAAGAAGCUGAGGUGGUCUUUACAGAGGAGGAUCGUGCUCUCCUGACGAUACUCAGGAAAAAACAGCAAGUAGCAGGGGAUGGAGACUUAAGGAGUGGGACUGAGGAGGCAUCCACUUCGUUCUUCGCCAGAGGCAACACUGCUACCUAUGCUCAUCCGACCAGAGAUACUGAUGACAUACAUGCUCUUGCUUCUAUGUCUCCCAACAGAUCAUCAGAGUGGAUAGUCGACUCCAGUGCGUCUCGUCAUGUGACAGGUAAUGCUAGUGAGUUCUCAUCAUAUACUCACUUAGCAUCGCCUGAUAGUAUUCAAACAGCUGAUGGUACAUUUCAGCCGGUGGUUGG